Molecule: messenger RNA, 819 nt
Organism: Salvia miltiorrhiza (redroot sage)
Lineage: Eukaryota; Viridiplantae; Streptophyta; Magnoliopsida; Lamiales; Lamiaceae
Exons: 1
Coding region: 1-819 (272 amino acids)
Biological process (GO): chloroplast organization; regulation of DNA-templated transcription
Cellular component (GO): chloroplast
Molecular function (GO): double-stranded DNA binding
Source: RefSeq, a predicted model, not a curated record
AUGUCCCUCUCUCCCAAGUUCGAAUUUCUGCGCUCCACCGGAAUUUCGGAGCUGGAAAUUCCCACCAUUGUGUCGAGAUACCCCGACUUACUAACCAGAUCGUUCAAACGUAGAGUAGCACCUGUUUAUAACUACAUUAAGGGCAUAAUUGGUGCUGCUAAUGCUAAUACUCUUCUAAGGAGAGGGUCUUGGAUUUUUAAACUUGAUAUUGAGAGUAGGAUUGUACCAAAUAUGGAUUUGUUGAGGGAGGUAGGUGUGCCCCAACAGUUUAUCAAGUUUGCAUUGCUAAAUUGCACCAACAUUUUCUUCCAGGAUCGUGUCGAGUUGAAGAGAGUUGCUGAUGAGGUGAAGCAGUUAGGGUUUGAUUCGUUGAAGUCGACCUUCAUAUUGGCAAUAUAUGCGCGAAAGGGGGAAGGAAGUGUAUGGGACAAAUGCAAUGGAGUUUAUAGUAAAUGGGGCUGGUCGGAGGAUGAUAUUCGAAUGGCAUUUAAGAAGCAUCCCUCUUGUAUGCUUUUAUCCGAGAAGAAGAUAUCAGCAACCAUGGAUUUUCUAGUUAACAAGUUAGGUCGGGAGUCAAGAGUGAUUGCAAAGUCUCCGCGAGUUCUUUUCUAUAGCCUGAAGGAGAGGAUAGUUCCUAGGUGCUCCGUUGUUCGUCUCUUGGUGUUGGAGGGUUUGGUUGAGGAAGAUUGGAACUUAAGCAGUGUGCUUUCUCCUGUUGAGAGCAAGUUCUUGGACAAAUAUGUGUCGAGAUACACUGAGAAAAUGCCCCAACUUUAUGAUGUUUAUCUGUCGUACAAAGCGAGUGGCGUGCUUGUGUAA